Messenger RNA from Penicillium malachiteum, 1035 nucleotides. Its product is annotated as transposase. The coding region runs from base 1 to 1035 and encodes 344 amino acids. The transcript has 2 exons. Gene Ontology annotation, cellular component: nucleus. Lineage: Eukaryota; Fungi; Ascomycota; Eurotiomycetes; Eurotiales; Aspergillaceae. Gene Ontology annotation, molecular function: DNA binding. The record is from RefSeq and is a predicted model, not a curated record.
AUGCCUGAAUCUAAAGAAUCUAAUGCAUCUAUUGAAUCUCGUAUCCAAUUGACUCUCCUUGAAUUGGAAAGGCGCCCAUCACUCUCUGAAAGACCACCUAACGGUCGCAAAUUGGAUGAAUCGCAAGAAUCUGCCCUUUGCAGAUACAUCGAUUUCCUCGAUUCUAUCUCUUUUCCACCUAAGCGACCGGUUAUCGCGGCUGCUGCCAAUUCAAUUCUAGCUAGUAGCCAUAUUGGUCCAACCAAACCACCUACCAUCGGCGACCAUUGGCUAAGACGCUUCCUCCAACGCCAUCCUGAGUAUCUCUCUCGCCGCCAGCGGGCAAUGGAUAUAGAGAGAAAGAAUUGCCUAGAUAGGCAGGUUGCAAGAGAGUGGUUCAAUUCCUACCAGGAGACUAUCGCCCAGUACGGUAUUACUGCAGACGAUAUAUGGAACUUUGAUGAGACCGGUUUCAAUAUCGGUGUAGGCAAAGACCAGUGGGUUAUUACCCGCGAACCAAAGCGCCAAAUCUCUGGCGGCUUUAGUACUAAUCGCGAGUAUGCAACUGCAAUUGAAGCGGUUUCAGCUACUGGUUCUACUAUCGCACCGGUAGUAAUCCUAAGCGCUAAGGUCCUUCUACUACGGUGGUUUGAGAUAGUAGGCGAUGAGAGGAUCGCUGUCACCGAAACUGGCUAUCUUAAUAACGUCCUUGCCCUGCAGUGGAUACAGCUAUUCAAUAAGCUUACCAAGGAUUCGGUUAAGGGGACAUAUCGUCUAUUAGUAUGUGACCAAUUCGGCUCUCAUCUCACAUACGAAUUCGUCAAGUACUGCGAGGACAAUCGAAUUAUCCUCUUCUUUCUUCCACCUCACUCGAGCCAUAUCCUUCAACCACUAGACGUUGAUGUAUUUAGUGCUUAUAAGCACUGGCAUAGCGAAUGGGUGUACCAUGCAACCGUUAGUGGAUAUGAGAGGAUUACGAAGGAUGACUUAGUGCAAUCGCGCAGAUUCGACAAAAGACCUUCAAACCUUCUACAAUUAAGCUUGGCUUUCGAUUGA